Molecule: messenger RNA, 9149 nt
Organism: Mytilus californianus (California mussel)
Lineage: Eukaryota; Metazoa; Mollusca; Bivalvia; Mytilida; Mytilidae
Product: BTB/POZ domain-containing protein KCTD5-like
Exons: 6
Coding region: 159-812 (217 amino acids)
Biological process (GO): proteasome-mediated ubiquitin-dependent protein catabolic process; protein homooligomerization
Cellular component (GO): cytoplasm; Cul3-RING ubiquitin ligase complex
Molecular function (GO): cullin family protein binding
Source: RefSeq, a predicted model, not a curated record
UUUACGAGAUUUUAUUAUAAUGAAAAUAUGGAAACUGUUUCAUUCCAUCGUGUGAAAAAUAGCACAGAACAAACUUAGCAAAAGCUAAAAGAAUCAAAAUAUAGACUUAUUGAGGUUCAUUGGGGUUGCAUGUCGAUGAAAUAAUCUAUUGAUGGACCAUGGCCAAAAAUGGGCCUCAAUCCUGCAACACUACUGUACCAACCCAAAAUUCUGGUUCUGGCCAAGGCAGAAUUAGCGAAUGGGUGAAGUUAAAUGUUGGUGGAACAACUUUUAUGUCAACGAGAACGACAUUGUGUAGAGACCCUAAGUCAUUCCUGUAUAGACUUGUACAGGAGGAACCGGAUUUAAAUACAGACAAGGAUGAAAAUGGAGCUUUUUUGAUAGACAGAGAUCCCACAUACUUUGGACCUGUUUUAAAUUAUUUACGGCAUGGAAAGUUGGUGAUAAAUAAAGACUUAGCAGAAGAAGGUGUGCUGGAAGAAGCAGAAUUCUACAAUAUAACAGAGCUGAUAAAACUAGUCAAGGAAAGGUUAAAAGAGAGAGAUGCAAAGCAAAACCAGAAUUUUACAAAAAGUGUAUAUAGAGUACUUCAAUGUUCAGAAGAAGAAUUAACACAGAUUGUGUCUGCCAUGUCAGAUGGAUGGAAAUUUGAACAGCUGGUUAAUAUAGGAUCACAAUAUAACUAUGGCAGUGAAGAUCAUGCAGAAUUUUUAUGUGUUGUGUCGAAAGAAUGUCCUAAUAACAUAAAUGGAACAGAGUCAGAGUCUACAGAUAAAGUUAAGGUUUUGCAGCAGAAAGGAUCAAGAAUGUGAAGAAUGCCAUUGUUUAUAAAAUAUUGACCACACCUUUUUGCGACUAGAAAUUUUUAGGUUAAUGACUGAUAUUUUGAUAUUGAUUUUAUUGUUAACUAUUAAUCGUCAUUUUAGUGAAUGUACUGUAAAAAAAAGCUUAUAUUUUAUUUAAAUAAGUCAUUCUUGUAAAUGUUAGAUAUUUUAGGAAAAAAAAUCAUUUUAUGAUUCAAUUUAUUUAUGUCUGUCAAUGUUUUGUAAGUAAGCCCUUUCUUAUACGACCGCAAAAAAAUUUUUGUGGUCGUAUAUUUGUAUGACGUUGGCGUCGUCGUCGUCCGGCGUCGUCGUCGUCGUCGUCGUCGUCGUCGUCGUCGUCGUCCGGCGUCGUCCGGCGUCGUCCGAAGACACAUUGGUUUUCGCACUCUAACUUUAGUUUAAGUGAAUGGAUCUUUAUGAAAUUUUACCACAAGGUUCAAUACCACAAAAGGAAGGUUGGGAUUGAUUUUGGGGGUUAUGGUAAUAACAGUAAAGGAAUUAGGGGCCAAAAAGAGGCCAAAAAUAAGCAUUUUUGUAACUUCCAGACAUAACUUGUGUGUUAGUGUAUUGAUCUCUCUGACAUUGUACCACAAGGUUCCAUAUCACUAAAGGAAUGCUGGGAUUGAUUUUGGGGGUAAUUGCCUCCAAAUUUUAGGAAUUAGGGGCCAAAAAAGGGGCAAAAAACAAGCAUUUUUCUAGUUUCCAGACAAUAACUUGUGUUCAAGUGUAUGGAUCUCUCUGAAAUUGUACUGCAAGGUCCCAUACCACAAAGGGAAGGCUGGGAUUGAGUUUGGGGGUGAUGAAUCAUAAUGGGGGUUCAAAACAUUUUGGGGGGGGAUUUAUUUUUUUUUCCUUUUUUUUCUUUUUUUCCUUUUUUGUUUCUUUUAAAAUUUUCCAUUUUAAGUUGGUUAUUUCUGAUUUAUAUUUAAAAUCAAAUAAUAAUGAUAUGGUAGGAGAUACACUACAAACAGGAUGUGUAAAUUAUUAUAUAAUAAGUAUUGUGCAAUAGCAAGAAAUUUUCAAUUGCACAGUAUUGCACAAUAGCAAGAAAUCUUCAAUUGCACAGUAUUGCGCAAUAGCAAGAAAUCUUCAAUUGCACAGUAUUGCGCAAUAGCAAGAAAUAUCCAAUAGCACAAUAUUGCGCAAUAGCAAGAAAUUGUCAAUUGUACAGUAUUGCGCAAUAGCAAGAAAUAUUUAAUAGCACAGGAUUGUGCAAAAGAAGAUACUUCCUAUAAAUUGCUUAUUUCUUGACCAAUUUCAAUGGGGUUUUAUUCUUGAUUUCAUGGGGUUCUUUAAUAUGCUGAAUCUAACCGUGUAUUUAGUUUUUGGAUUUUGGGCCCCGUUUUUAAAUUGGUCCAUAUUGAGGUCCAAAGGGUCCAAAAUUAAACUUUGUUUGAUUUCAACAAAAAUUGAAUAUAUGGGGUUCUUUGAUAUGCUGAAUCUAACCAUGUAUUUAGAUUUUUGAUUUUUGGGCCCCGUUAUCAACUUUGUCCACAUUGAGGUCAAAAGGGUCCAAAAUUAAACUUUGUUUGAUUUCAUCAAAAAUUGAAUUAUUGGGGUUCUUUGAUAUGCCGAAUCUAACCGUGUAUUUAGAUUCUUAAUUUUUGGUUCCGUUUUCAAAUUGGUCUACAUUAAGGUCCAAAGGGUCCAAAAUGAAACUUAGUUUGAUUUUAACAAAAAUUGAAUUCUUAGGGUUCUUUGAUAUGCUGAAUCUAAACAUGUAUUUAGAUUUUUGAUUAUGGGCCCAGUUUUCAAGUUGGUCCAAAUCGGGGUCCAAAAUUAAACUUUGUUUGAUUUCAACAAAAAUUGAAUAUAUGGGGUUCUUUGAUAUGCUGAAUCUAACCAUGUAUUUAGAUUUUUGAUUUUUGGGCUCCGUUAUCAACUUUGUCCACAUUGAGGUCAAAAGGGUCCAAAAUUAAACUUUGUUUGAUUUCAUCAAAAAUUGAAUUCUUGGGGUUCUUUGAUAUGCUGAAUCUAACCAUGUAUUUAGAUUUUGGAUAUUGGACCAUAAUAGGUGAAUGUCCAAUUUAAAAUUUUUAAGUUCUUAGACCACAUUCAAUCUGUGUUAGAAACCUAUGCUGUGUCAAAUAUUUAAUCACAAUCCAAAUCCAAAGCUGUAUCAAGCUUGAAUGUUGUGUCCAUACUUCCCCCAACUGUUCAGGGUUCGACCUCUGCGGUCGUAUCAAGCUGCGCCCUGCGGAGCAUUUUAUUAAUAAAUGUUGGUGCUUUAAUCAUGUUCAUUAACUAAGAGGAUUUCAUUCUUUCCUAAAACUAAUUUUCCAAAGGCAAAUAAAUAAAACACCCUUAAAAUUUUGCAUUCAUAUUAUGUUUUGGGGAAGUCUGCGUCGUCUUCUGAAGACAUUUUGGUUUCCAGACAAUAACUUGUGUAUGGAUCUCUAUGAAAUUGUAGCACAUGGUUCCAUACCACAAUAGGAAGGAUAGGCUUGAUUUGGGGGAUUAUUUCCUACCUGUUUAGGAAUUAGGGGCCAAAAAAUUUGUCAUCCGAAGACAUUUUGGUUUCCAGACAAUAACUUGAGUAUAAAUCUAUGGAUCUCUAUGAAAUUGUAGCACAAGGUUACAUACCAUAAAUGGAAGGUUGGGAUUGAUUUUAGGGGUUAUGACCCCAACUGUUUAAGAAAAAGAGCCAAAAACAAUACUUUUGUAAUACUUUGAUUUGAUUUUGAUUAUUUCUUGACCAAUUUCAAAGGGGUUUAAUUAAAAGUCUUGAAAUCUUGGGGUUCUUUAAUAUGCUGAAUCUAACCAGGAUUAAGAAUUUGGAUUUCGGUCCCAGUUUUUGAAGUGGUCCAUAUUCAAGUCUAAAGGGUCCAAAAUUAAACUUUGUUUGUUUCAUCAAAAAUUGAAUUAUUGGUGUUUUUUGAUUUGCCGAGUCUAACCGUGUAUUUAAAUUUUUGAUUUUGGGACCGGUUUUCAAAUUGGUCUACAUUAAAGUCCAAAGGGUCCAAAAUUAAACUUUGUUUGAUUUUAACAAAAAUUGAAUUCAAGGCGUUCUUUGAUAUGCUGAAUCUUAACAUGUAGUAAAAUUUUUGAUUUUGGGUCCAGUUCUCAAGUUGGUCCAAAUUGGGGUCCAAAAUUAAACUUUGUUUGAUUUCAACAAAAAUUGAAUACAUGCAGUUCUUUGAUAUGCUAAUCUAACCGUCUAUUUAGAUUAUUGAUUUUGGGGCCUGUUAUCAAAUUGGUCCACAUUGUGAUCCAAAGGGUUCAAAAUUAAACUUUGUUCAAUUUCAUCAAAGAUUAAAAUUGUUAGAGUUCUAUGAUAUGCUGAAUCUAACCAUGUAUUUAUGUAUUUAGAUUUUGGAUAUUGGACCAUACUAAGGUAAAAGUCCAAUUUCAAAAUUUUCAGUUCUUUGACCACAUUUAUUCAGUGUCAGAAACCAUUGAUAUGUCAAAUAUUAAAUCACAAUCCAAAUUCAGAGAUGUAUCAAGUUUGAAUGUAGUGUCCAUACUUGCCCCUACUGUUCAGGGUUCAGUGGAGACUUGCAAUGACAGGUACCAUGCCUCACUCACAACAUGGAAAUUCCUGGCUGCUGGCCACAGAAUGAAGGUAUGUUCUUCUUAAUUUGAUUUCAUUUGAAAAGUAAAAAUUAAAGAUGUCUUGGUAAUAUGAAAUAAAUCCUAGCUAAAAUAUAAUGCUUUUUUUUCAAGCACAUGUACAUGAACUUUUCAUUGCAUUUUUUGUCUCGCGUUGACAGAGUCAAAAAGGAGACCUAAGUAUGCUGUUUCCAGGGGGCGGCGUCAACAAUUUGUUGAAUUUUGUGCUUAUAUCAGUUUUUGGGGAUCCACUAAAGGUAAAUCAAUUGUAUGUGUUAUGCAGUUGUAUAAGCAUUGGCGCAUCUCAUUUCCAUGGCUUUAAAAAAUUUACAUAGUUUAUAUGCUUAAAGUUUGUGAUAAUGUCAGUUAAGAGGAACAACUGAUUCUAUGUUUAUAGUAUUUAGCAUUAGCACAUCUCAUUUCCAUGGAGAUAAGUUGGCCCCACCCACUCAGUCAUGGUCUAUUGACUUAAAUUUUUGCAUAGUGUACUUAUUAUUGGUGUGCAGGUGUUUAAGUAUUGGCACAUCUCAUUCCAUGGAGAUUAGUUGGCCCCACCCCCUUAGUCAUGGUCUAUUGACUUUGAAACUUUUGCUUAGUUAACAUGUUAAAGUUUGUGUUAAGGUCAGUUUAAGGGAAACCACUCAUGAUAAGUCAAUGAUAUUUGAAUGCAGUUGUAUCCACAUUGGCAAAUCUUAUUUCUAGGGAAAUUAUUAGGCCCUGUACCUUCAGACAUGGUUCAUUGACUUUGAAUAAUUUGCAUAUUUUACAUGUAAAAGUAUUAAUGUAUUGCUAUUUUUAUUUCAACAUUUGCAUUUUACUAUCAAAAUAACAAAGAGACGAGACAUAUCUCUGUGUCAACAGGUUAUUCAAUCAUUUCAUUUACAUUUUUAUCACUGUUGAUUUACAAUAAUUGAAAAUAAUAUUCUAGUGUGAACAAAUUGGUUAGUGCAAUUUUUCAUAAUAUCUUAACUGUAUAUUAAUGUCUAGGUACAGUAAAUGAGCUACGUCACAGAAUUUGGUAAAAUAUUGCAUACCACUUUGGCUCACUGAACUAUAGAAAUUCCAACAAAUAAUGCAUUUAUCUCUUUAUUUUUCUGAAAUAUUACUAAAUGAAUUCUGUGACAUAGCCCAUUUACUGUACCUUAACACAUCAUAUUUAUCAUACAUUUAAAUAGUGAUUUAUUGCAUGUAGAUUUUAUUAGUUUCUUGUAUUGAAUUUAAGUAAUUAGAUAAAAAAUACUUGAGUAUUUCUAUGGAUAUGUAUUUGUUAUUUCAUAGACAUGAAUGAUUUAAGUUGUUUUAUUACUCAAACAUUUAUAAAUGCAAUUGAGAAACACCCACAAAUUGGUGAUACUAAUUUCAUGGAAGUCCUGCACUUCAUAAGUUUUUAUUGUAAUAUCAAACACAUUAUAAUGUGUAAAAUGAAGCAAAGAUUUAUAAUUAUCAACUUACCAGGAGAUAGUGAUUUAAUUCUACCUGACCCUAUUUUGGUUUGUUUAACAUUUGAAUUGUUGACUUAUGUACCAUUCUUUGGUUAUUGCAACUGCAAGAAAUGUUUAAUUGAUAGGAAGCAGCACUUAUUUUUUUAUGAGCAACAUUUUAUCCCAAAAAUGUGACCAAGAAUUACAAUGAAAUUCUAGAAAGAGAAAUUUCAUGUGAUGUAAAAGAAAAACUAUGAAUUCCUCUUGCUGUGAAAAUGAGGAAUGGAAUACAAAAAAAAAAUGUUCUGUCUAAAUCAAAUUGAUGCAUAUUUGCAAAAAUUGAGAUUGUUCAUAAAAAAGUUUUUUGUGUAACCAUUCCUGUAAACUGUUGCUUAAAACAUGUAAACACUGAUCUAAACCAAUAUUUAAAAGUUUGGAGAUUCUUAGUCCAAUAGAUAGAACUUAAUUUUUUUCCACGUCACCUGUAACGUAAUGUUAGCUUAUAACCAGGGUUAGGCAAUACUCCCAGAAAUGGGUAAUACUGGACAACAUGAUUUUUAUUUUUACACAGAAUAGUAAAUAAAUGUUGUAGUUUCAUAGUAUUAUAGCUAAAUACAUUUUAUACAGAUUACCAUUGAGUUAUUUUCAGAGGAUUAAACAUUCAAUUUCUUUUAAUUAAUUCUAUGUAGGUAAAAUAAAAUUAAGUUUUGUUCAUUUUUGGAUAUUUUGUUUAUAACCAAGCUUUGUAUCAACAAUCAAAACUGUGCAGCAAAUGCAUUUCAGUGCAGUGUUUUAGUGAAUUGUAAAUUUCUAUUGUUAUACAAUCAUAUUGCUAAUUAAACACCCUAAGGGGAUAUGUCAUGAACACGUGUAUGUUUGGGCUAAUUGGUGUAACAAUUGGGCUAAAAAUAUGCUAUGUUUGGGCCGAUGGCAAGUCGCAUUUGGGCUAAUCCUACCAUGUAAAGUAUCUAUAUUUAAUUUUAUCUGUCUUCCCACUGUCUAUAUCACUCUGCUCAGCUCUUAAUAAAAUUUCAUAUCACGGCUUUGUGACGUCAAAAACGUUGACCCGGCCUUGAUAACUUUGACCCGGACAUAUCAACGACGUCAUAAUAUAUGAACCGACGUUGAUAAGUUUGACCCGAACUUAUCAAGUCAUCUUCUGGUUUGCUGGUGAAACAAAGAAAACACUAGUUUCUAUCAUGCAAAAUUUGCAAACACAACCUAAUAAAUCGUUUAUCUGGUUGUCUGUAUAAUUAUAUUGUAAAAUAUCAGAUGCUCGACACAAUAUGAAGCCUUUUUAAACUCGUUCGCUACGCCAACUCGACAAAAAACUUCAUAUUGUGACUCGCAGCUGAUAUUUUACAAUAUCAAUAUGCAGACAACCUGAUAAUCGGUACAUAUACUAAUAUUCUAAAUGUAAUAAAUGACAUUCUAUUUAUAUAGUUUUCUUGUCUUAUGUACCCAUUUCGUUUGCCAGACAGUGUCUGCUCCUUGCUCACCACAGAAUUGUGACAGUUAAAUUUAGGGUAAGACAAGUCGUUGUAGCGCUAGAUAUCGUUUAAACUAUAAACAACACAUGAAAUAUAAAACAGCUAUGUUAAGAUAUAAUCAAAGUACUGAAGUACUGAAUAUCAGAUGACCGCAAGUUCUUGUGGAUGGUCACAAGCACUUGUCACAGAAAAAAAAAUCACAUCUCUAUACCUGAAAGUGAGGUUAAGGUAAAUAGAUAUAUUUUUUUCAGAGACAAGAUAGUGCAUGGAUGAUGAAUAAAUGACAGGGAAUUCAACCUCACCGUAAUAACUAUUUUAUUGUAGUGAUACAAAUCAGUAUACUCUGGUUUGUUGUAAUAUAUUAUAUUAAUAUUUGUAUAUAACAGUUACAUGUAUAUAUAAUUUUCAUCCAUUUGUAUAUCAUUCUAUUCUACUAUUCUAAUAAUAGUGCAGUGCAAGUGCAUGGUGGACACUCUUCUGUAAUAAUUCGAUUUUUCUAAGAGAUUGGAUUUCCAGCAAAACGUUCUUGAGAUAUUCUUCUGCAUGUGUUAACUCAAAUUUUCGGUAUUCUUGAUUUGUUAUUGAUAUAUAUAUAUUUCUCACGACAAAACAUUUUCAUAUCAUUUAUCUAUGUUCUUAAAAAUUAUUUUCAUGAAUAUUUAUUGAUGAAGUUGAUGUAUAACAAGCGAUAAGGAAUGUUAUUUUGCUUUCGGUUAUCAGUCAAAAACGAAAGUCACGUGGGUAGAAAUGUCUGGCAACAAUACACCGGAAUACCCUCAAGGUCAUCCGAUGUAAAAAAAAGUACAUCCAAUAGAUUUUUCUCAAAGAUUGGUUUUGGUCUUUUGAAUUUAAAUCUAACAGUUUUUUAUACGACCGCAAAAAAUUUACGUUCGUAUACUAGUAUUGCUAUCACGUCGUCGUCGUCUGAAUCUCUAUGAAAUUAAACCAAAAGGUUCAAUACCACAAAAGGAAGGUUGGGAUUGUUUUUGGGGGUGAUGGUCCCAACCGUUUAGGAAUUAGGGGCCACAAAGGGGCCCAAAACAAGCAUUUUUCUAGUUUCAGGACAAUAACUUGUGUAUAAGUAUUUUGAUUGCUCUGAAAUUGUACCACAAGGUUCAAUACCACAAGUAGAAGUGGGAUUCAUUUUGGGGGUAAUUGCCCAAACCGUUCAGGAAUUAGGGACCAAAAAGGGGCCAAAACAAGCAUUUUUCUAGUUUUCAGACAAUAACUUGUGUUUAAGUGUAUGGAUGUCUCUUAAAUUGUACCACAUUUUACAAAGAGAAAAUUUCUUCAAAUAUUAUUUUUUCUGGAAAAGGGAGGGGGGGGGGGGGCAAUUUUUUUCCCUCAAGAUUUAAGAACUUAUCAAUUUUCCAUUAUUAUUUUUGGAGGAGGGGAGUUUUUUUGAGGGGGGUCAAAUUUUUUUCCUCAAUAUUUAAGAAAAUAUCAUUUUUUCCCAAAAAAAAUUGUGGGGUCACAAUUUAUUUUUGCUAAUGCUUUGUAUAUAGUCUGAAAACAUAUUUACUAAGUAUAACGCAACAGCACAGUGUAUUGCACAACAGCAAGAAAUCUUUAAUUGAAUAUAAAUUUAAAUCAUUUAACCAAUUUCAAGUUCUUUGACUACAUUUAUUCUGUGUCAGAAACCUAUAAUGUGUCAAAUAUUUAAUUACAAUCCAAAUUCAGACCUGUAUCAAGCUUAAUAUUGUGUCCAUUUUUGCCCCAACUGUUCAGGUUUGGACCUCUGCGGUCGUAUCCAGCUGCACUCGGUGAAGCACAUUUUUAACACUGUAAUAUUGUGAUACUAAGUACUGUUAUACUGUCUGAUCUUCACUGUAAACUGUUUUCAAUUAAAUGGUGCCAAACUUCAA